AUGAGUAACGAAGAUUAUGGCUAUGACUACGACUAUUUGUUCAAAAUUGUUUUGAUUGGGGAUUCGGGUGUAGGAAAAUCCAAUUUACUAUCGCGUUUCACAACUAAUGAAUUCAAUAUCGAAUCAAAGUCGACCAUUGGUGUCGAAUUCGCCACUAGGACAAUUGAAAUGGAAGGCAAGAAGAUUAAAGCACAGAUUUGGGAUACUGCUGGUCAAGAACGUUAUCGUGCAAUCACAUCUGCAUACUACCGUGGUGCAGUAGGUGCAUUAAUCGUUUACGAUAUAAGUAAGUCUUCUACGUAUGAAAAUUGUAAUCAUUGGCUUAGCGAAUUGAGGGAAAAUGCUGACGAUAACGUUGCAGUGGGGUUAAUUGGUAACAAGUCCGAUUUAGCACAUUUAAGAGCUGUACCUACUGAUGAGGCUAAAAACUUUGCAUUAGAAAAUCAACUCUUAUUCACAGAAACAAGUGCUUUGAACAGUGAGAAUGUGGAUCAAGCAUUUAGAGAGUUAAUUACUGCCAUCUACCAAAUGGUUAGCAAACACCAAGUCGAUUUAGGUGAUUCAGGUAACAACGAUAUAAAUAACGGCACUCCAAAGGGUCCAACUAUCAGUCUAACCCCAGCUCCUAACGAAAAGAAAAAAGCAGCUCAAACAAUUGUUGUUAAAUCAGUUUGCAGAGACUCAUUUAUUGUUUUUCCCACACUAACACUCUGUUUUCUUAUAUCAUAUUAUAUAUGA
Molecule: messenger RNA, 738 nt
Organism: Kazachstania africana CBS 2517
Lineage: Eukaryota; Fungi; Ascomycota; Saccharomycetes; Saccharomycetales; Saccharomycetaceae
Gene: YPT32
Product: Rab family GTPase YPT32
Exons: 1
Coding region: 1-738 (245 amino acids)
Biological process (GO): exocytosis
Cellular component (GO): recycling endosome
Molecular function (GO): GTP binding; GTPase activity
Source: RefSeq, a predicted model, not a curated record